GCACGCUGUCCAACUACAGCCUGAGUAACAUGACAGAACUACUGACACUAAUCCUAAGCUACAACCGUUUGAGGUGUAUACCAGUCAGGGCCUUCGAUGGACUCAAGUCUCUACGGUUACUGUCUCUCCAUGGAAAUGACAUAUCUGUGGUACCGGAGGGAGCUUUCAAAGACCUGGCCUCGCUCUCUCACCUGGCUCUGGGGGCCAACCCCCUGUAUUGUGACUGUAGGAUGCAGUGGCUGUCUGACUGGGUGAAGAGUGGGUAUAAGGAGCCUGGUAUCGCCCGUUGUGCCGGCCCUGGAGACAUGACAGAUAAACUACUGCUGACCACACCGUCCAAGAAGUUCACCUGCACAGGUCCUCUAGAUGUGAGUAUCCAGGCGAAGUGCGAGCCGUGUCUCUCCAACCCCUGUCACAACGACGGUACCUGCUCCAACCACCCCGUCACCUUCUACCGCUGUAGCUGCCCCUACGGAUUCAAGGGUCAGGACUGUGAGGAACCUCUCCAUGCCUGUAUCAGUAACCCCUGCCAGAACGCUGGUACCUGCCAUCUGAAAGAAGGAGAACGCAGCAACUACUGGUGUGUGUGCGCGGAGGGUUUCGAGGGGGAUGUGUGUGAGAUCAACGUUGACGACUGUGACGACAACGACUGUGAGAACAACGCAACCUGCGUCGACGGAAUCAACAACUACACCUGCAUGUGUAGCCUGGAGUACACAGGUGAGCUGUGUGAGGAGAAACUAGAUUUCUGUGCCCCAGAGUUGAACCUCUGUCAGCACGACUCCAAAUGCAUCCUGACCCUCCAGGGGUACAAGUGUGAUUGUACCCCGGGCUACGUGGGGGACCAGUGUGAGCUGGACCAUGACGACUGUGAGGAGAACAAGUGUCAGAACGGAGCUCAGUGUAUUGAUGCUGUCAACGGAUACACCUGUGUCUGUCCUGAGGGUUACAGCGGUCUGUUCUGUGAGGUCUCUCCUCCCAUGGUUCUGCCGCGCACCAGUCCCUGUGACGACCACGAGUGUACGAACGGAGCGCAGUGCGUCGUCGUGGAGACGGACCCCCGCUGUCAGUGUCUCCACGGUUACGAGGGCGAGUGGUGCGAGACGCUAGCCAGUGUCAACUUCGUCAACCGACAGUCUUACCUGCAGCUGCCCUCUAGUCUGCUCACACCUGAGACGAACAUCACACUACAGAUUGCUACAGAUGAGGACAGUGGUGUGUUGCUGUAUAAAGGAGACCAGGACCACAUUACCAUAGAGUUGUAUAGAGGACGUCUCCGUGUCAGCUACCACACUGGAACAAACCCUGCCUCUGCUAUAUACAGUGUGGAGACAGUAAAUGAUGGUGUGUUCCAUGUGGUAGAGUUGGUGGCAUCAGAUCAGACUGUGUCUCUGUCUAUUGAUGGAGGACCAGUCAAGUCUAUCAACUCUCUGAGUAAACAGUCAACGCUCAGCAUGGAUUCUCCUCUAUACCUGGGAGGUAUGCCAGAUCGUUGGUCAGUCUCUGCAGCGCUGCAUUCUGGAGCCGGGGGGCAGAACGGGAGCAGCUUCCACGGCUGUCUCAGGAACCUCUAUAUCAACGGACAGCUGCAGGACCUGGGAAUCGGGCUGGAGCAGGGACAGACUGGUGUUGAAGCGGGGUGCCAGCCGUGCCAGGCAGGUGUGUGUGGCCAGGGUGACUGCCACCCAACGGGGCAGAGAGGCUUCUCCUGUACCUGCCACCCUGGGUGGACCGGAGACCGCUGUCUGGAUCAGGUCAACAACCCCUGUGAUGGGAACAAGUGUAUCCAUGGUUCAUGUCUUCCUAUCAACUCCUACUCCUACUCUUGUCGCUGCCAGCCAGGGUUCCUCGGGGUGCUGUGUGACGAGGCAGACCAGGAGGUGCUGGACCCCUGUCAGCUGACCACGUGUAAACAUGGGAAAUGUAGGCUGUCUGGCCUGGGCAAGGCCUACUGUCAAUGUAACUCGGGAUACACGGGGGACGCCUGCGACAGAGAGGUGGUCUGUCGAGGGGAACGGCUCCGAGAUGUCUACCAGCUCCAGAGGGGCUAUUCGGCGUGUCAAACCCAGGAGAAGGUCUCCCGUCUAGAGUGUCGCGGUUCCUGUCCGGAGGGCGCUGACGGGGGGGGCGGGAGCGGCUGCUGCUCCCCUUUACGUUCCAAACGCAGGAAAUACACCUUCCACUGCACCGACGGCUCCUCCUUCGUACAGGAAGUGGAGAAGGUGGUGAAGUGCGGCUGUACAAAGUGUCCUCCCUCGUAAAACGUCCCCCCUUUAUCCUGUACCCUGAAAGGUUCCACCUCCUGUUCCUGUUCCUGUCUCUCUCUGGAAGGAAACCCGUCCAUCCCUCUCUCCUCCCCCGACCUCCCCUCCCUCUCUCCUCCUCCGACCUCCCCUCCCUCUCUCCUCCUCCGACCUCCCCUCCCUCUCUCCUCCUCCGACCUCCCCUCCCUCUCCUCCUCCGACCUCCCCUCCCUCUCCUCCUCCGACCUCCCCUCCCUCUCUCCUCCUCCGACCUCCCCUCCCUCUCUCCUCCUCCGACCUCCCCUCCCUCUCUCCUCCUCCGACCUCCCCUCCCUCUCUCCUCCUCCUCCGACCUCCCCUCCCUCUCUCCUCCUCCGACCUCCCCUCCCUCUCUCCUCCUCCGACCUCAUCCCCCUCUCCUCCUCGACCUCAUCCCCCUCUCCUCCUCGACCUCAUCCCCCUCUCCUCUUCCGACCUCAUCCCCUUCCCUCCUCCUCCGACCUCAUCCCCCUCUCCUCCUCGACCUCAUCCCCCUCUCCUCCUCGACCUCAUCCCCCUCUCCUCCUCUGACCUCAUCCCCCUCUCCUCCUCCUCCGACCUCAUCCCCUAUCCUCCUCUGACCUCAUCCCCCUCUCCUCAUCUGACCUCAUCCCCCUCUCCUCCUCUGACCUCAUCCCCCUCUCCUCCUCUGACCUCAUCCCCCUCUCCUCCUCUGACCUCAUCCCCCUCUCCUCCUCUGACCUCAUCCCCCUCUCCUCCUCUGACCUCAUCCCCCUCUCCUCCUCCGACCUCAUCCCCCUCUCCUCCUCUGACCUCAUCCCCCUCUCCUCAUCUUACCUCAUCCCCCUCUCCUCCUCCGACCUCAUCCCCCUCUCCUCCUCCGACCUCAUCCCCCUCUCCUCCUCUGACCUCAUCCCCCUCUCCUCAUCUGACCUCAUCCCCCUCUCCUCCUCCUCAUCUGACCUCAUCCCCCUCUCCUCCUCUGACCUCAUCCCCCUCUCCUCCUCUGACCUCAUCCCCCUCUCCUCCUCUGACCUCAUCCCCCUCUCCUCCUCUGACCUCAUCCCCCUCCCCCCAUCCUCCUCAACCUCAUCCCCCUCUCCUCAUCUGACCUCAUCCCCCUCUCCUCCUCUGACCUCAUCCCCCUCCCCCUAUCCUCCUCAACCUCAUCCCCCUCUUCUUCUCCGACCCCCUCCCCCUCUCCUUCUCCGACCCCCUCCCCCUCUCCUUCUCCGACCUCAUCCCCCUCUCCUCCUCCAACCUCAUCCUCCUCUCCUCCUCCUCCAACCUCAUCCUCCUCUCCUCCUCCUCCGACCUCAUCCCCCUCUCCUCCUCCGACCUCAUCCCCCUCUCCUCCUCUGACCUCAUCCCCCUCUCCUCCUCCGACCUCAUCCCCCUCUCCUCCUCUGACCUCAUCCCCCUCUCCUCCUCCUCCUCCGAUCUCAUCCACCUCUCCUCCUCCGACCUCAUCCCCCUCUCCUCCUCUGACCUCAUCCCCCUCUCCUCCUCCUCCUCCGACCUCAUCCCCCUCUCUUCCUCUGACCUCAUCCCUCUCCCCCUCUCCUCCUCCGACCUCAUCCCCCUCUCCUCCUCCUCCGACCUCAUCCCCCUCUCUUCCUCUGACCUCAUCCCUCUCCCCCUCUCCUCCUCCGACCUCAUCCCCCUCUCCUCCUCUGACCUCAUCCCCCUCUCUUCCUCUGACCUCAUCCCCCUCUCCUCCUCCGACCUCAUCCCCCUCUCCUCCUCCUCCGACCUCAUCCCCCUCUCUUCCUCUGACCUCAUCCUCCUCUCAUCCCCCUCUCCCUCUCCUCCUCCGACCUCAUCCCCCUCUCCUCCUCCGACCUCAUCCCCCUCUCUUCCUCUGACCUCCUCCCUCUCCCCCUCUCCUCCUCCGACCUCAUCCCCCUCUCCUCCUCCUCCUCCGACCUCAUCCCCCUCUCUUCCUCUGACCUCAUCCCUCUCCCCCUCUCCUCCUCCGACCUCAUCCCCCUCUCCCCCUCUCCUCCUCCGACCUCAUCCCCCUCUCCUCCUCCUCCUCCGACCUCAUCCCCCUUCUUUUUGAAAACCCCCCAAAAGUCAAGACGAAACAAAGAAAAACUACUACUACAACCAGAAUAUUGCCAGCGCUGGACUGUGGGCUCACUGCCUCAGAGAUCUCCUCUGAGAUUUUUGUAAAAUACAAAAAAAAUGACUUAUUUUUAUUAUCAAGCGGAGAAAAAGACUCAACAAGACUCUGUCCCUUCUUUUCCGGUUUUUGUCACGAUGACUCGUGAUGACGAGCGGUGUUCCACUGACGGAUGACCACUUCCUGUUGUGUACUUCCUGUUUCCUGUGUUGUUAGGAGUCCACCUAUUAACCGUAGUACUACACACUCACCACCAGGUGGAGCUGUUCUGGUCUCGGGUCAGGGGGGAGACGGAGGGAACCCUUUCAUCCACGCAAUACACACACACACACACACACACACACACACACAUAGAUGGUGUAGUUUUGUUUUGAUAAGGUAGUAAUUAGGUUAAAAGCCCCUUUGCCUCCUCUCCUCUCCUCCUCUCCUGUCCUCUCCUGUCCUCUCCUCUCCUCUCCUGUCCUCUCCUGUCCUCUCCUGUCCUCUCCUCUCCUCUCCUGUCCUCUCCUCUCCUGUCCUCUCCUCUCCUCUCCUCUCCUGUCCUGUCCUUUCCUCUCCUCUCCUGUCCUCUCCUCUCCUCUCCUCUCCUUUCCUCUCCUCUCCUCUCCUUUCCUCUCCUCUCCUGUCCUGUCCUGUCCUGUCCUGUCUUGUCCUCUCCUCUCCUCUCCUCUCCUCUCCUCUCCUCUCCUCUCCUCUCCUCUCCUCUCCUCUCCUCUCCUCUCCUCUCCUGUCCUCUCCUCUCCUCUCCUCUCCUGUCCUCUCCUCUCCUCUCCUCUCCUCUCCUGUACCUGUGACCACCUGCCUGACUCUUUUUAAUAUAUAUUAAUUUAUAUUUGUCCUCUUUAUUUUUGUAUUAAAAGGCAGUGAAAGAUUGACUAGAUUGACUAACAACAACAUAUCGUGUCCAUUUUGUUUGUUUUUGGGGGGGGGGGGGGUUGAGAGAAGUCAUCGAUGUUGUUUUGACCACUGAGUUAAACAAUCGUGUUUUUAUUUUGUCGCCACAAGAUUUAGUUACAUUUUAAUCUUCAAAAAAAGAAAAUGUGAGAUUGUGAUUGAGGACGUUAUUGUGUAUUUCUGUGGCCAUGUUUCCUGAGACUUUGUACUGUGCCGUGAUGAUGAUGAGGAUGAGGAUGAUGAAGAGUAAUAAGAAGUGUAUAGUUCAUUUAUCUGACGUUCCUUACAUCACCUGAUCGUAGACGUGUUGACGGUGUAGAUUACAUCACCUGAUCCUAGACAUGUUGAUGGUGUAGAUUACAACACCUGAUCCUAGACAUGGUGUAGAUUACAUCACCUGAUCCUAGACAUGUUGAUGGUGUAGAUUACAUCACCUGAUCCUAGACAUGUUGAUGGUGUAGAUUACAACACCUGAUCCUAGACAUGUUGAUGGUGUAGAUUACAUCACCUGAUCCUAGACAUGUUGAUGGUGUAGAUUACAACACCUGAUCCUAGACAUGUUGAUGGUGUAGAUUACAUCACCUGAUCCUAGACAUGUUGAUGGUGUAGAUUACACCUGAUCCUAGACAUGUUGAUGGUGUAGAUUACAUCACCUGAUCCUAGACAUGUUGAUGGUGUAGAUUACAUCACCUGAUCCUAGACGCGUUGAUGGUGUAGAUUACACCACCUGAUCCUAGACAUGUUGAUGGUGUAGAUUACAUCACCUGAUCCUAGACAUGUUGAUGGUGUAGAUUACAACACCUGAUCCUAGACAUGUUGUAGAUUACAUCACCUGAUCCUAGACAUGUUGAUGGUGUAGAUUACAACACCUGAUCCUAGACAUGUUGAUGGUGUAGAUUACAUCACCUGGUCCUAGACGUGUUGAUGGUGUAGAUUACAUCACCUGGUCCUAGACAUGUUGAUGGUGUAGAUUACAACACCUGAUCCUAGACAUGUUGAUGGUGUAGAUUACAUCACCUGAUCCUAGACAUGUUGAUGGUGUAGAUUACAUCACCUGAUCCUAGACAUGUUGUAGAUUACAUCACCUGAUCCUAGACAUGUUGAUGGUGUAGAUUACACCACCUGAUCCUAGACAUGGUGUAGAUUACAUCACCUGAUCCUAGACAUGUUGAUGGUGUAGGUUACAUCACCUGAUCCUAGACAUGUUGACGGUGUAGAUUACAUCACCUGAUCCUAGACAUGUUGAUGGUGUAGAUUACACCACCUGAUCCUAGACGUGUUGAUGGUGUAGAUUACAUCACCUGAUCCUAGACAUGUUGAUGGUGUAGAUUACAUCACCUGAUCCUAGACAUGUUGAUGGUGUAGAUUACAUCACCUGAUCCUAGACGUGUUGAUGGUGUAGAUUACAUCACCUGAUCCUAGACAUGUUGAUGGUGUAGAUUACAACACCUGAUCCUAGACAUGUUGAUGGUGUAGAUUACAUCACCUGAUCCUAGACAUGUUGAUGGUGUAGAUUACAUCACCUGAUCCUAGACAUGUUGAUGGUGUAGAUUACAUCACCUGAUCCUAGACAUGUUGCUGGUGUAGAUUACAACACCUGAUCCUAGACAUGUUGAUGGUGUAGAUUACAUCACCUGAUCCUAGACAUGUUGAUGGUGUAGAUUACAUCACCUGAUCCUAGACAUGUUGAUGGUGUAGAUUACAACACCUGAUCCUAGACAUGUUGAUGGUGUAGAUUACAUCACCUGAUCCUAGACAUGUUGAUGGUGUAGAUUACAACACCUGAUCCUAGACAUGUUGAUGGUGUAGAUUACAUCACCUGAUCCUAGACAUGUUGAUGGUGUAGAUUACAUCACCUGAUCCUAGACAUGUUGAUGGUGUAGAUUACAUCACCUGAUCCUAGACGCGUUGAUGGUGUAGAUUACACCACCUGAUCCUAGACAUGUUGAUGGUGUAGAUUACAUCACCUGAUCCUAGACAUGUUGUAGAUUACAUCACCUGGUCCUAGACAUGUUGAUGGUGUAGAUUACAUCACCUGAUCCUAGACAUGUUGAUGGUGUAGAUUACAUCACCUGAUCCUAGACAUGUUGAUGGUGUAGAUUACAUCACCUGAUCCUAGACAUGUUGCUGGUGUAGAUUACAACACCUGAUCCUAGACAUGUUGAUGGUGUAGAUUACAUCACCUGAUCCUAGACAUGUUGCUGGUGUAGAUUACAUCACCUGAUCCUAGACAUGUUGAUGGUGUAGGUUACAUCACCUGAUCCUAGACAUGUUGACGGUGUAGAUUACAUCACCUGAUCCUAGACAUGUUGAUGGUGUAGAUUACAUCACCUGAUCCUAGACAUGUUGCUGGUGUAGAUUACAACACCUGAUCCUAGACAUGUUGAUGGUGUAGAUUACAUCACCUGAUCCUAGACAUGUUGCUGGUGUAGAUUACAACACCUGAUCCUAGACGUGUUGAUGGUGUAGAUUACAACACCUGAUCCUAGACAUGUUGUAGAUUACAUCACCUGAUCCUAGACAUGUUGAUGUUGUAGAUUACAUCACCUGAUCCUAGACAUGUUGACGGUGUAGAUUACAACACCUGAUCCUAGACAUGUUGUAGGAUACAACACCUGAUCCUAGACAUGUUGAUGUUGUAGAUUACAACACCUGAUCCUAGACAUGUUGAUGGUGUAGAUUACAUCACCUGAUCCUAGACAUGUUGAUGGUGUAGAUUACAUCACCUGAUCCUAGACAUGUUGAUGGUGUAGAUUACAUCACCUGAUCCUAGACAUGUUGAUGGUGUAGAUUACACCACCUGAUCCUAGACAUGUUGAUGUUGUAGAUUACAACACCUGAUCCUAGACAUGUUGUAGAUUACAUCACCUGAUCCUAGACAUGUUGAUGGUGUAGAUUACAACACCUGAUCCUAGACAUGUUGAUGGUGUAGAUUACAUCACCUGAUCCUAGACAUGUUGAUGGUGUAGAUUACAUCACCUGAUCCUAGACAUGUUGAUGGUGUAUAUUACAACACCUGAUCCUAGACAUGUUGACGGUGUAGAUUACAUCACCUGAUCCUAGACAUGUUGUAGAUUACACCACCUGAUCCUAGACAUGUUGAUGGUGUAGAUUACAUCACCUGAUCCUAGACAUGUUGAUGGUGUAGAUUACAUCACCUGAUCCUAGACGCGUUGAUGGUGUAGAUUACAUCACCUGAUCCUAGACAUGUUGAUGGUGUAGAUUACAUCACCUGAUCCUAGACGCGUUGAUGGUGUAGAUUACAACACCAGAUCCUAGACAUGUUGUAGAUUACACCACCUGAUCCUAGACAUGUUGACGGUGUAGAUUACAUCACCUGAUCCUAGACAUGUUGAUGGUGUAGAUUACAUCACCUGAUCCUAGACAUGUUGUAGAUUACAUCACCUGAUCCUAGACGUGUUGAUGGUGUAGAUUACAUCACCUGAUCCUAGACAUGUUGACGGUGUAGAUUACAUCACCUGAUCCUAGACAUGUUGAUGGUGUAGAUUACACCACCUGAUCCUAGACAUGUUGACGGUGUAGAUUACAUCACCUGAUCCUAGACAUGUUGAUGGUGUAGAUUACAUCACCUGAUCCUAGACAAGUUGAUGGUGUAGAUUACACCACCUGAUCCUAGACAUGUUGAUGGUGUAGAUUACAUCACCUGAUCCUAGACGUGUUGACGGUGUAGAUUACAACACCUGAUCCUAGACAUGUUGUAGAUUACAUCACCUGAUCCUAGACAUGUUGAUGGUGUAGAUUACAUCACCUGAUCCUAGACAUGUUGUAGAUUACAUCACCUGGUCCUAGACAUGUUGAUGGUGUAGAUUACAUCACCUGAUCCUAGACGUGUUGAUGGUGUAGAUUACAUCACCUGAUCCUAGACGUGUUGAUGGUGUAGAUUACAACACCUGAUCCUAGACAUGUUGAUGGUGUAGAUUACAUCACCUGAUCCUAGACAUGUUGUAGAUUACAUCACCUGAUCCUAGACAUGUUGAUGGUGUAGAUUACAUCACCUGAUCCUAGACAUGUUGAUGGUGUAGAUUACAUCACCUGAUCCUAGACAUGUUGAUGGUGUAGAUUACAUCACCUGAUCCUAGACAUGUUGAUGGUGUAGAUUACAUCACCUGAUCCUAGACAUGUUGAUGGUGUAGAUUACAUCACCUGAUCCUAGACAUGUUGAUGGUGUAGAUUACAACACCUGAUCCUAGACAUGUUGAUGUUGUAGAUUACAUCACCUGAUCCUAGACAUGUUGAUGGUGUAGAUUACACCUGAUCCUAGACAUGUUGUAGAUUACAUCACCUGAUCCUAGACGUGUUGAUGGUGUAGAUUACAUCACCUGAUCCUAGACAUGUUGACGGUGUAGAUUACAACACCUGAUCCUAGACGUGUUGAUGGUGUAGAUUACAUCACCUGAUCCUAGACAUGUUGUAGAUUACAUCACCUGAUCCUAGACGUGUUGAUGGUGUAGAUUACAUCACCUGAUCCUAGACAUGUUGAUGGUGUAGAUUACAACACCUGAUCCUAGACAUGUUGAUGGUGUAGAUUACAUCACCUGAUCCUAGACGUGUUGAUGGUGUAGAUUACAACGUGACCUGAUCCUAGAACCGUUUAUAACUUUUUAACCAAUUUCUGCUUAAAAAUAAAACUGUGACUUUUUUCUAAAUGAAACUACUUUGUUAGCCACCCGAUGUUACUAUGACGAUGUUAACGUGUUGCUGCUAAGGUUUUUUUUGUACCGUAGACUUGGAUCUUGAUCUGGAUGGAUCUUAGUACUUCCUGUCCCUCAGUAGGGACUUCCUCCUUGUGUAACAGAUAAAUAUGUCCCCUCCUCUUCCUCUGUGCGUUGUGCUUUAUCCCCCCCCCCUCAGACUAAUGUCAGUUUCUGACUGGUGUUUGUUUAUUAAACAACAAUAUUUA
Molecule: messenger RNA, 10183 nt
Organism: Salvelinus fontinalis (brook trout)
Lineage: Eukaryota; Metazoa; Chordata; Actinopteri; Salmoniformes; Salmonidae
Product: slit homolog 2 protein-like
Biological process (GO): negative chemotaxis; retinal ganglion cell axon guidance; negative regulation of cell growth
Molecular function (GO): Roundabout binding; heparin binding; calcium ion binding
Source: RefSeq, a predicted model, not a curated record